Mycetomoellerius zeteki is the source of this 991-nucleotide messenger RNA. RefSeq names its product putative trypsin-6. Gene Ontology annotation, biological process: proteolysis. Lineage: Eukaryota; Metazoa; Arthropoda; Insecta; Hymenoptera; Formicidae. Gene Ontology annotation, molecular function: serine-type endopeptidase activity. The coding region runs from base 1 to 960 and encodes 319 amino acids. The record is from RefSeq and is a predicted model, not a curated record. The transcript has 7 exons.
AUGAUGAACCUUCGUGAAUCGUGGAGAAUAAUGCGGGCUAUGUUAUUAAUGUAUCUAUUAGUGCUUCUGACGAUUCCGUGUUUCGUUCACAGCUCGCCAACUGACCUUUCUAUUUCUUCUGGAAUAAGCCUGCAGUCUAUUGGAUUACCUAGUCGCAUAAUUAAUGGUACAAAGGCUGCUUUAAAGCAAUUCCCUCAUCAGGUAUCUUUAAUGCGCAGUUGGAACAAAAAACAUUUUUGCGGUGGAAAUUUGAUUAGCGCCUCUCUAGUCUUAACUGCAGGUCACUGCGUGUACGGAAACGUUAUACUACCAUGGACAAUUAUUGUGGUUGGAGGAGUAAUAAAGCUGUACGAAACUUCGAAGCGACAAGAAAAAGGCGUAGAGAAUAUCAGAAUUCAUCCAAAGUUCAAUUUAGAAAAUUUGUAUAAUGACGUUGCCGUUUUGAAAUUAUCGACACCCUUUACGUUUACUCCAGGAGUUCGUAGUAUACCUUUGUCAGGACGCCCACCGGUACCUAAUACUAUUUGCCAAAUAGCUGGUUGGGGUUACACGAUAGUCGGAGUCCCGAGAGUGUCUUCCGAUUUGAUGUACGUUGAUCUACCUAUUCGAAGCAAAAAAGAAUGUCGCAAACUGCUCAAAAACGUAACGGAUCUACCACCGGGAAUGUUUUGUGCCGGUUAUUUAGAGGGUGGAAGGGAUGCUUGCCAAGGUGAUUCUGGAGGCGGAAUGGUCUGCAAUGGUAUUCUGACCGGUAUUGUUUCCGGUGGCCAAGAGUGUGCUGAACCACUAUUACCUGGGGUAUACACAGAUGUUUUUCAUUAUUUGGACUGGAUAUUAAAUGACACAAAUGUAAUGAAAAUCGGAAAUGAAAAUUAUCACGCCGGCGCUGAAAAUUACAACGCGUCAAAGAUGAUCGCGAUACUUUCCUUUCUUUUUUGUACUGUUAUCAAUUACAUCUAGAUCUUGAAGUUGAGACAAACAGAGAAAUUCC